AUGACAGCAGUAAAUGCGGCCGUUCACGAAUUCUCGGGGGUCCGGCUACCCCUACAGCCGUACUCCGGUAGUCAUGCCGUUUUUAUGUAUUCCACUGCGUCGGAUGGUAACGUCACGUUGCAGCUCAAAGAACCAGACGAUCUUGACAGGAACAGUCUGGCAGUUAUGUUGGCAAGAUUACAAGAAGAUUCAUCAUUUUCGAUCUACACUCAAGACACCGAUAUUUUAUCCGAUAACGGUAUCGACGUUUUGCUCGGACCCGGCAGCUCUGGCGAAAAUUCAGGAAACGACACUGUAACAGCAUCAUUUGAUUUUUUCGAUUCAUCCAGCGCCCAUGACUUAACUUUAUCGCCGCAGACCCUAUCCAACACAACAGAGGCCUUAAUAAACGACAAUUCAAAUAGUUUGGGACUCCCCGCAGAUAGCGAUACCGUAUCAACAACAACAAAAGAUGAUGGAAAACCAGGCAGCACGUCACCUGAUCUCAAAGGAAAAAGGCCUAAAACAAAACCAACUUCUCCCAAUAGACAGGGUCCUCAACAAUGCACGGUGUGUUCCAAGGUGUUUGGUAAUGCAUCGGCUCUAGCAAAACACAAACUUACCCACAGCGACGAAAGAAAAUACAUUUGCAACGUAUGCAAUAAAGCGUUUAAAAGACAAGACCAUUUAAACGGCCAUAUGCUCACUCACCGCAACAAAAAACCGUACGAGUGCAAAGCGGACGGAUGCGGCAAAAGUUACUGCGACGCGCGUUCUUUGAGACGUCACACUGAGAACCAUCACGUACCACCUUCUACGUCGAAUACGACCAUGUCACCGGCGCAGGGAGCGGCAGCUGGUGACGCCGCGUCACCUCACGGGAGUAGUUGCAUUCAGUACGCGCCACCUCCUACGGGAUCGCCAACUGUUAAGGACAGUAAGGAGGGGAAAAGUCAAUUGCAGCAACUUUUGUCGACUGAACCAGCAAAGAGUGUUAGUGGCAAUAAUGACGGUCUAACGAAACAACAACUGGAUCUCAUCCAUCAAAUAAUGGAACAAACCCAAAGACAAAACCAGUCAGUGGUGUCGUCGCCGUCAUCUUCGAAACCCUCGCCGAAAAAAUCGAAAUCCAGAAGUAGGGAUAAGACAGUGGCGGCGGCAUCGUCGACUUCGUGGUCGCCAAAUUCCCAACAACAACAACAAUGUUUACCUGUGAAAACAAUUUCGACCGGUGCACCGAGUCCUCAAGGCAAAGUUACCACUACAACCCCUUCGACGCCUUCGCCCACUGCCCAGGAUAAGCCGCCCAUUCUCAAACCUGUCGAGUGCAAUUUGUGCAAAAGACGAUUCAAAAACAUACCUGCUCUCAAUGGACACAUGAGAUUGCACGGGGGUUAUUUUAAAAAGGUGGCAAAGUUGCAUGACAAACCUAAUAAUGCCUCCGUUGAGCAUCAGGAAUUAUUGAACGAAAUAAGUAUUCUUGAAUCUGUUGAGGAUCCAGAAGCGAGAAAAAAUGAAAAAAAGGAACACACCGGCCCUCCGCUUCAAACAGCUAGUAGCAGUGUAAGAGCUUUAAUCGAAGAAAAAAUCAUAAACAAACGAAACUCCUCACCAAGCACCCAUGACACUGUCAGCCGUACAACAUCUUCGACUCAAGUUGAUAUGGAUCCGAAAUCAACUUCGUUCGUCGUGCCAGCACCGCCGCAAAUGGUGAUCGACAAAAAUCGUAGACAUUCCGAUGUGGAGGCUUUAAAAGCAACCAAAUCAUACCAAGAAGCUCAGGCUAUAGCUGAUCUUAUAGUUAAGAGAGAAAAAAUAUCCGUUAAACGCACAAGCUCUGAUCCUGGCCAAUCGUCUGCGCAUUUAUUGCAGUACCGAUCAGAUUCAUUUUCUCUUGACAAUGUCGAUAUGUAUCAGGAAGAACCUCAAUUUGUUACCCCUAGUUUAGAAGACGAAGUGUUUUCGAAUAAUGGCAUGAUGCUCCAGAGUGUUGAUCCCAAUCAACUAACCCAAAUACCAUUCCAAUCAGAAUCAUUAGACGGCAAUCUAUUAGAAAUUAAAGGUGAAAAUUUACUGGACAUGAAAGAUGAAGGACUAUUAGAUAUGAAACAUGAAUGCGACGAAGAUUUACAAGAGCUCAGCCUCGACGAUAUAGCUAGUUUACACGAAGAACCAUUGACAAUCCCACAGCAACUAAAUCCUGUCAAUCAAGACUUGCAAGCGGUAUUAAACUCACCUCUACCCGAAAGCUUAGCUGAAUUCAGCACUUAUCAUACAUCAAAAAACUUGGAAAUCCAAUCACCUAAUCAUUAUCAUACUCCUUCACCAGGUGCGUACGCAAGAUCACCGCACACGUUCACAACACAAUCACCUCUGCAAAGUCCUAUGAUCAGGCACGACUCGCCUGGAUUCGCUUAUCCCACCCCUCCAGCCAGUCACGAAGGACAAAGUCCUUGUUUCGGACAAAACAUACCGUUAGUUUCGCCCAAUGAAGACUUCGGACAAAUGGUCGAGAGAGGCAUGGACGAACCACCGCAAGCUUCUUCCCCAUUGUCAGCUGCAUUUUACACGAGCACCAUGUCCAGUUCCGCAGCUGUCGAAGAAGCCAUCCAGGAGAUUCUACCUGCGGAGAGUAUGAACGAGGAUAAUUUGUAUCCGUUGUCGAAUACGCCACCAUCGCAUUCGGAAAGUGAUUCUUUGGGAUUGACACCGGUACCGUCUCCUAGGGUAGCUACUUCGAUAUCGUCGCCGCAUGCUUCUGGUGGGUUUAGUGCGAAAAAUUCGAAUCAAACUUCACAAAAUCAAUGGGGUACCAAUACUUCUGCGACACUUAUGCUCUCAAACUCUGACGACCCUCUGCUUUCAAGUCAACCCAAAGAUUUCGUACCCAAAAAACGAAUCCAGCUCAAUGGUGUGCCUGUAAGAUUGCUCAGCAAUCAAGGCCUCAUUGAAUUGAACAACGGAAGUUUCACAGGCUUAUUGGUCGAUGCCAAUGGCGAACUCAAAUUAAUCCAAGCAACCAACGGAAGCUUUCCUACGAAAAAUUUCGUCUUAUCCAACGCUCAACUAGUCACAACAAGUAGCCAGGAAAUUGGUACCAAAGAUGGUAGAGUGAAAGUUCAAAAGCUAACACUAACAAAGGCUGUACCUCAAACUGCAACGAAGCUAAUUGCCACAAAUCGAACUAAAUUGGUCAAUGAAACAAGGAAAGAAGAUUGCAACGAUGUUUUUCUCAGUCCGACAACGAUACCAAACAGUCCGGUGCGGCAGGCAAGGAAAAGAUUACGCACCGAGCCACUUCAACUACCGAUAAUUCACCAGUCCAAACUACGAACCACCAGAAGUAAACCGCAAGGAUCGACACGGUAUACGCCACAACCAAUUUUGAAUCCGCAAAGACCUGGCACAGGGUUGUAUGCUAAUAUUAAAUACAAACCUGGUGAAGACAGUCCAAAUUGGAGCGAUCCUAUUCCGGAAACCGAUUCGACGCCUCACAUCAAUAUAGGGCCUCAAAAUCAGUGCGCUAUUCCCACAUACAGAUCAGUGCCAAAGCGGACUAGUCCGCAACCGGUUUACGAGGAUUUGCUUUGGGAUCCUGGUAUAAGCAAUUGUACGGAUUCAGAAAUUGGUAUGUAUUUGGAGUUCGCCUGUUGUGCAGCCAUUCCAGGUGGUGGUAGAAACAAGGAAUAUGCCAUGCAUCUAUUGCAUAUGUGCGGAGGAAAUAUUCAUGACGCUAUGCUGCGAUUGAUGCAGCCUUCGCCGUAUUUGCCUGCCGAUCAUCCCCUAUUGGCGUAUUCCUAUAGCGAAAGUGACAAAUGGACGUCCGCCGAAACUGAAUUAUUCCAUCGGUGUCUUUUGAAGUUUGACAAAGAUUUCACUAGAAUAUCAGAAGAGAUAAAAUCAAAAACGGUAAAACAGUGUAUCCAAUUCUACUACGUGUGGAAAAAAGUAUGUUCGGACGAGUAUAGUAGAUUAAAGGCUUUGAGGCAGCUGAAAAGAAGCCACAAAAAUAUUUCGGAUGGAGAUGACAAGCCGUAUCCUGACGUUAAAUUGCUUGGCAUUGCUGAUAGCGAAUCGCCUAUGAGGAAUUUCCUCUGCGAAUAUCCGGAUUGUUCAGCUAGUUUUAAUUCUCGUGCGGCACUAAACGGCCACAUCCGUAUCCACGGCGGUACCGCACGGAAUUCGCCGACGCCCUCCGUCGUAUCGGAGCGUCGGAACGCCACGUCCACUUCGGGGUCGUACUCGGUCUCGUCGACGAUCUGUCAUCCCGACUCGACCGAUCAAGAGUACCCUUGUAAGAUUUGCGGGAAAGUAUUUUCGAAAAUCAAAAGCCGCAGUGCUCAUAUGAAAUCGCACAGGCCGCCGGACGCUGAACCAGUGAAACGUCGAAAUAAUAAUAGUGAACAUAAGGAACACCAUCUUCACAAAGAACCUAAGGAAAUCAAGGAUCUUUCUUCAACCUACGAACCUUCCGUGCCAAGCCCUUUUAUUAGUUUGUAG
Ceutorhynchus assimilis (cabbage seed weevil) is the source of this 4479-nucleotide messenger RNA. Lineage: Eukaryota; Metazoa; Arthropoda; Insecta; Coleoptera; Curculionidae. The record is from the annotation of a GenBank genome assembly.